This is a messenger RNA of Branchiostoma floridae (Florida lancelet), 2912 nucleotides long. RefSeq names its product peroxisomal carnitine O-octanoyltransferase-like. NCBI's taxonomy places the organism in Eukaryota, Metazoa, Chordata, Leptocardii, Amphioxiformes, Branchiostomatidae. The transcript is spliced from 17 exons. The record is from RefSeq and is a predicted model, not a curated record. Gene Ontology annotation, cellular component: peroxisome. Gene Ontology annotation, molecular function: carnitine O-octanoyltransferase activity. The coding region runs from base 254 to 2200 and encodes 648 amino acids.
UCGCGGGCGUUUGUGGUUCUUCCCCGCACUGUUGUCUGUCUGUCACUCGUGGCCUUUCGGGCGUGAAAUAUUGCCCCCACCCGGCCCGUGUAACAACAUCUACCUGCCAUGCGACAACGUCCCGCGCUUGGUCCGACGUCUUCGCAAACAGCUGGGAAUAAUUGUUUGGAAUUAUUCUGAAGGGAAGAUUGUUCGAAGUGCGGUGUGGUCUCGUGUUCGCCAGUAGCUUGCAGACGAAAUACGACACCCAAAAAUGUCGCUACCGCAAGUCGUGCACUCGUUCUACAACCGUCUGUCUGAGUUUCUGUCCACAUGGGUGCAGUUCAAGUGGAUCCCGGAGCGGCUACACCGCAUGGUUCUGCAGUUUGCCCUGAAGGCAUUAGGGGAGAGAACAUGGCAGCAUCAGGACACCCUCCCUCCCCUCCCCGUACCAGACCUGCAACACACCAUGGACAGGUACCUGGAAUCAGUGAAGCCUCACGUGACCGCGGAGGAAUACAAGAGGGCGGAGGAGGUGGUGCGGCAGUUCCUAGACGGUGACGGCCCGGAACUUCACAGACAGCUUCUGGACAGGGCGUCCACCCGCAAAAACUGGCUUGAAGACUGGUGGCUGGAGUUCGCGUAUCUCCGUUUCCGGAAACCCCUGCCGCUGAACCUGAACAUAGCCGGGUCCGGGCCGUACUUCGAGCACGGCUGGCCUCCACAGGAGGGAACCACUUUGGAGAGGGGAGCGCUCUUCAUCUACUAUCUCCUGCAGUUCUGGAAACUACUCAGGACGGAGCAGCUGCCGGUAGACCGGCUGGCCCGGGGCGGGACUGUGCUGGACAUGGACCAGUUCCGCCGGUUCUUCUGCACCACCCGUGUGCCUGGUCACGACGUGGACAGGCUGGUCACCGCGUUCAAAUCAGUAUCAGAGGGGCCCUGUCCGACUUAUAUAACGUUCCUCCACAAUGAUCGGCUCUUCAAGGUCGAAGUGAUCGGAGAGAACGACGAACCGAUCACACCUCCGGAGAUCCAGGAACAGUUGAAAGCUGCCAUGAGGAUGGCUGAAUGUGAGCCCGGACCGGGAGUGUCUGUUCUAACAGCAGCGGAAAGAGAACAGUGGGCAAAGUCAAGGGACAGGCUGAUUGAGCUUGACGCUGGCAAUGCCUACAACCUUGACGUCAUCGAACAGAGCUUAUUCGGCUUUUGUUUUGAUGACGCCUUCCCGACCAAUCAUGGCGAGAACUUUGCUGCGUCGCUGGCUGGUUGCGCACGGAACCGAUGGUUCGACAAAUGUAUCAGCGUCCUGAGCUUCAGGAGCGGGACCAUAGCGACCAACAACGACCACACUCCCUGUGACGGAAUGGUGCAUAUCCACGCCGCGUACUACAUUGACUGCCAGCUGAAACAGAACGACUGCACCUGGAAGGGGCAUGUCCCAGAUCGGAAGCUUCCUCCACCCGAAGAACUUGUCUUCACAGUUGAUGAUGACAUCCUGAAGGCCGUGAAGCAUGCCGAACAACUGUACAACAACCAGGCACGUGAUUUGGAAUGCAUCUGCCACCACUUCACCGACUAUGGGAAGAAAUUUGUCCGGAGUUUCCACCUCCACCCCGACUCGUACGUACAGUGUGCGCUGCAGCUGGCGUAUUACAGACUCCACGGAAGACCAGCCCCUGCGUAUGAGACAGGCAUGACGCGGCAGUUCUACCACGGGCGCACGGAGACGGUCCGGUCCUGCACACAGGAGGUGGUGGAGUGGUGCAAGGUCAUGACUGAGGAGAAAGCCACGGUUGAGGAGAAGAAGGACCUGAUGGUCCGGGCCUUGAAGAAACACGUGGAACUCAUGGAGGAGGCCAAGAGCGGGAAUGGAAUCGACCGUCACCUGAUGGGUUUGCAGAUCCUCGCCAUGCAGAACGGCCUGCCCAUGCCGGCCAUCUUCACUGAUCCAGCCUACGUCAAAAGUGGAGGUGGCGGAAACUACGUCUUGUCGACAAGCCUGACGGGAUAUAAUGUCACUCCCCUGGGGAAUGUUCCUCCCAUGGUGCCUCACGGCUACGGAUCUUUCUACAAAAUCGACAAUGACAGAUUCACCAUUGCCAUGACGGCGUGGAAGAGCGACCCCGAGACCAGCGUGGAGAAACUAUACGGCAAUCUGCGUCAGGCCUUCGCAGAUAUGAAGGAAAUAUUAACCACGUCUGCAAGCACUAACAACUGAUGAAUAGUGGUGUAUUUGCCUCCUGUGGAGGUGAUCAAUGAUAGCAAUACAGCUAAUCUAGCUACCCAAUACUCAAACUGAGAUCGUAAUUUUGCCAGUAUCCAUCCGCCUUUUUCAGGAAUUUGCCCUACUUUCUUGACGCGUACUGAUGUCAUUAGUAUGCAUGACGCCAGGAGUGGGUCGAAGGUGCCCGGAAGUCGGAAGUCUAUACCUCCCACGCCGUGGUGACUAUUAUAUUGGGUAAAUGAUAAGAAUAAGAUAGAGAAAAAAGAUCUUUGUAACAUUAACUCACAUAUCGGUGCGAAUCAAAUUUGUGUCUCACUCCUUUAAACAUCGACGAAAGGUUAUACAACCAAAGAAAUCUGCCUUGUUCACUAGCCAGAUUUGGAAGCUGUCAAUUUUCGGUGACCACCUUUGAGCAUUUAACUUUUUCAUCAUGCAAAACAGCGAAGCAAGUUUUGGCAUAUUUAUAAGAAGUUGCCACGAAAAUUAUGUUAUAUCGGACCAAAUUCUAUAAAUGUUUUACAAAAAUGUUAUAUGGAUACUUAAUCCUCACUGCUAAAAUACGUACUUAUAUAUAUAGUUAUAUGUAUAUGUUUUAUCUUGACACGUGUAGAUGAGCGUAUAACUAACAACAGCACACGAUAUGCACAACCAUACAGAGAAAUUUGAAGUGUACUUAAGUAAAUUAAAUAACUACGCAAAUGUUUCA